Molecule: messenger RNA, 1487 nt
Organism: Morus notabilis
Lineage: Eukaryota; Viridiplantae; Streptophyta; Magnoliopsida; Rosales; Moraceae
Exons: 2
Coding region: 112-1155 (347 amino acids)
Source: RefSeq, a predicted model, not a curated record
UUCUUCAGCAGCUCUCUCUGGAACCUUCACCGGAAAAACAGAAAACAAACUAUAUAUAUGUAUAUAUAUAUAUAUUUCCGAUUAAAAAGAAACAUUUGAAAGAGAGAAAUCAUGGCGAUGUACUCGGCGAAUCCGAGCAACAACUGGAUCCUUCCUCUGAAAGUCGUGUUGAUUUCGACCGGAGUCCUUUCCAUGGCGGUGGCUCUGAAGCUCUCAGUUCCCGUCGUCGUAGAUUUCGUAGCUUCUGAAGUUCCUUCCUUCUGGAGCUUCGUCCUCUCAUGGCUGAAGCCUCCUUAUCUCUACGUCCUCAUCAACGGCAUCAUCAUCAGCAUCGUCGCGUCGUCGAAGCUCCAUCAGAAGCUCGAAGAUCCGUCAACUUCGCCGUCGCAUGUGGCCAUUACUGCCGGCGAGGUCAAGAUUUCCGGCGGAGAAGUGAGAACGGACUACGCGGUAUACAGCGGCGUCGUUUUGACUGGCUACGGUUACGAUCCUGGCGAGGUCGCGAAGGUCUCAGCUAUGACAGCGGAGAGUGUGGUGUACGCACCGGCCGCGAGGGUGGUGGAAGCUAGUGUUUCGGCGGCGGAGAAGGAGGAGAGAGAAGAGGCGAUCGUGGCGGCGUCGGAGAGGAACGGUUUGCAGAGGAAAGAUUCUUCUCUGGAGUACUUUUUCCCUAGUGAGAACGAGAAACCGCCGGUUUCUGCGAGGUUUGGUCACCGAAAGGCUGUUAAAGCCAGUCCUGAAGGAGGAGGGAAGGCAUUGAGAGUAUCGAAGCCGAAGAGGCAGGACACGCUGGAGAGCACGUGGAAGACGAUAACGGAGGGCCGUCCGAUGCCGCUGACGAGGCACCUCAAGAAGUCCGACACGUGGGAGUCGCACGUGCGGAGGGGAGGAGUGGGGAUUCAGUCGCAGAAUGACCAAUCUACCCCUCCUCCGGCGAAGAUGAAGAAGUCGGAGACCUUCGCCGACCGGAACCCCAACUCGUCGCUGAGUCCGUCCCCCGGGUCGGGGAAGCUGAGGAAGGAGCCGUCGCUGAGUCAGGACGAGUUGAACCGCCGAGUCGAGGCGUUCAUCAAGAAGUUCAACGAGGAGAUGAGGCUGCAGAGGCAGGAGUCGCUCAACCAGUACCAGGAGAUGAUCAGGCGUGGGGCCCAUUAGAGGAGUAGGGAGGAGCGUCCAAGAUCAGAGAUCAAAAAUUUUGAUCUUCUUUUCGUUUUUGUUGUGUUGUGGUUGGUUGGGUUGUUCCUUUCCGAUGGAGCUGGCCACGUGGCGGGAGGGGAUUGGUUGGGGUUGUGUGAAAUGGAAAGCUCAAGCUUUUUUUUUUUUUUUUUUUUUUUCAUUUUCAUUGGGAGAAAAAGGUUGAUGUUGAGGUUAGAGGAGAACCAUCAUCAUACAUGUAGAUCUAGAAGUGGUAAAUUUUAACCAUAAGUUUUUAAUUUUUGUUUCGUUUAUAUGGAAUGGGAAAAGUGAUGAUGAAACAAAAGGUUGUU